Messenger RNA from Glossina fuscipes, 1550 nucleotides. It is a transcript of the gene Ost48, whose product is annotated as dolichyl-diphosphooligosaccharide--protein glycosyltransferase 48 kDa subunit. Bases 74 to 1447 code for a protein of 457 amino acids. NCBI's taxonomy places the organism in Eukaryota, Metazoa, Arthropoda, Insecta, Diptera, Glossinidae. The record is from RefSeq and is a predicted model, not a curated record. The transcript is spliced from 2 exons. Gene Ontology annotation, cellular component: oligosaccharyltransferase complex; endoplasmic reticulum membrane.
CUUUGUUCAUUCCAUUCGUACGAAUAUUUCGAACAUUUCGUUCGACCGGCUUCAUUUUAUAGUUAGGUUAUUCAUGAUUAUUGCAUUUACAAUGUGGAAAUAUUUUUUAUUAAUAUUUGUGCUUAUACAAUCAAAUGUAGCAAUUUUAGAAAAUGAAGGCGAUACAUUGGUACUCCUUGAUAAUUUAGCUAUUCGUGAAACACAUUCAAUAUUUUUUAAAUCUCUACAAGAACGAGGAUUUAAGCUUACCUUUAAAUUGGCUGACGAUGCUAGUUUGUUGUUGUCGCGCUAUGAAGAAUAUCUCUUUAAGAAUGUAAUCGUGUUUGCUCCUAGUGUGGAGGAGUUCGGAGGGGAAUUAAGUGUUGAAAAAUUAGCUGAAUUUGUGGACGAUGGUGGUAACGUAUUGGUGGCAGGCAGUGAAAAGUCAGGAGAUGCCUUACGUGAAUUCGCAUCAGAGUGUGGUUUUGAAAUGGAUGAACUUGGUGCUGCUGUCAUGGAUCAUUUACACUAUGACAUUGAUGACACAGGUGACCAUACAACAAUCCUCACCGCUGCACGUAACCUUUUGGAUGCACCCACCAUCAUGGGUGAUAGCCGUAGGGAUGAAAAGAGACCUUUAUUGUAUCGUGGUACUGGUUUGCUAGCAGAUAAGGAAAAUUCUUUGGUUUUGCAGUUAUUGACAGCCGAGACUACAGCGUAUAGUUACCAUCCUGAGCAACCAAUUGAAGAUUAUCCACAUGCUGUGGGCCGCAAUACUUUAUUAAUUACAGCCUUACAGGCCCGAAAUAACGCACGGGUUGUUUUUUCGGGUUCUUUAUACUUUUUCUCCGAUGAAGCAUUCACAAAAACUGUAGAAUAUGCUAAGACGGGUGUGUCAUAUAAGUUGGCGGGAAAUGAAGAGACUGCCAUCGCUAUUAGUAAAUGGGUCUUUGGUGAAAGUGGCCGUCUUCGCGUCGCUGAAGUGAAACAUCAUCGUGAAGGUGAAAUGCAGCCACCAGAUCAAGCAUAUACAAUUACAAAUCCAGUCGUCUAUUCAAUAAAAAUUGAAGAGUUAAUUCAUGAUAAGUGGUUCCCAUUUAAAGCAAACGAUGUUCAGCUCGAAUUUGUUCGCAUUGAUCCCUUUGUACGAAUAACUUUGAAGCAGGUUGAAGGAGAACGUUACGAAGCUAGAUUUAAAAUCCCAGAUGUUUACGGGGUUUACCAGUUUAAAGUUAACUAUGAUCGCAUUGGCUACACUCACUUAUAUAAUAUCACACAGGUAUCAGUUCGACCUUUAGAACAUACACAGUACGAAAGAUUUAUUCCGAGCGCUUUCCCUUACUAUACCAGCGCUUUUUCAAUGAUGGUCGGUGUUUUCAUUUUCUCAUUUGUAUUUUUACAUUUCAAAGAAGAAACCGUCAGUUCAGGAGGAUUUAUAAAAAAAAGCGAAGACAAAAAGCUUCAAUAGGAUUGUAUUGGUAUUUUAGUUUAAAAAUCUUAACAGGGCAUUAGUACUGCUUUUAACUAUGUGCUUGCUUAUACCUGUAAUAAAAUGUGCUCCUAUAAUUUUA